Molecule: messenger RNA, 891 nt
Organism: Drepanopeziza brunnea f. sp. 'multigermtubi' MB_m1
Lineage: Eukaryota; Fungi; Ascomycota; Leotiomycetes; Helotiales; Drepanopezizaceae
Source: RefSeq, a predicted model, not a curated record
AUGACGUUGAUGGAAAGCGAAAGUGAAGCUAUCGUGACAUCCCUCAACCUCGCUUCCUCAUCCGCAUACCACGCGAUAAUAUCAGCACCGUAUCAUUACCGAAGAUAUUACAUGCGGAAUCCGAGGGCAACCAACGUCUUGAGAGCCUUCUAUCCGCGGCUAGGUCUAACGGCAAAUUCGCGUACAUCUGCAGGAGGAAGACACUUUUGCACCAGCGGAGAAAAUAUGGACUCGCGCGAUCGACAACGUAAGGGCUAUGGACUUCCAGAAGCACUGGAGCGACGAGGACCAAAUGAGUUCGAGGACAUACUGAUGGAGGGCGCCGACCACCGCGUGGCCGAUCCCUUGGACGUCGAUGGCAGCACACCCGCGCCAGCACCACCAGCAGGUCCUUCUAAGAAAAGGCUCGCCUCACCCUCUUCAUUCCAUGACUCUAAACGCAAAAGAAAAAGACAAAAGCGGAUCAAAACCGAGGAGAACGUCAACUGGAGUCAGAGCCGCGCGAUUCCCACGGACAUCGUCUCUGCCGACAAAAUCCGGGUGCGAUUGCCAGCCGCCACGCUCGAAAACUCUGAAUACAAAAGACAAAAGGGGAUCAAAACCGAGGAGGAGAACGUCAACUGGGGUCGGAGCCGCGCGAUUCCCACGGACCUCGUCUCCGCCGACGAAAUCCGGGUCCAGUUGCCGGCCGCCGCGGUGUAUCAACAACGGCGACAGCAGCAGCGGGAUGUUUGGGUCGCAAUUGCUGGUGCAUUUGCGGCGGCGCGCGCGCAGCUACAUGGAGAAGAUCUGGAGCUGUUUGAGGCGCUGUUUGAGCGUCCGGUGGCCGGAAUGAGUCCGAAUGAGCAAAUUGAUAGAUGGAUCCGGGGGACGCACGAACGUUGGGGCUAG